Microthlaspi erraticum is the source of this 618-nucleotide messenger RNA. Lineage: Eukaryota; Viridiplantae; Streptophyta; Magnoliopsida; Brassicales; Brassicaceae. The record is from the annotation of a GenBank genome assembly.
AUGGAGGAAAAUCAGAGAAGCAGGUUCAGAAAAAUCUGUGUUUUUUGCGGAAGUCACUCUGGUCGCAGAGAAGUAUUCAGCGAUGCUGCAAUCGAACUCGGCAAUGAACUGGUGAAGAGAAAGAUAGAUUUGGUUUACGGUGGAGGAAGUGUUGGGUUAAUGGGUCUGAUAUCUCGGAGAGUCUCAGAAGGUGGUUGUCAUGUGCUUGGGAUCAUUCCAAAAGCUCUCAUGCCUAUUGAGAUAUCUGGUGAGACUGUUGGAGAUGUAAGAGUUGUUGAAGACAUGCAUGAGCGCAAGGCUGCAAUGGCUCAAGAAGCUGAGGCCUUCAUUGCUCUCCCUGGAGGUUAUGGAACUAUGGAGGAACUACUGGAGAUUAUAACAUGGGCACAGCUUGGAAUCCAUAAGAAGACGGUUGGUGUUUUGAAUGUUGAUGGUUACUACAACAAUUUGCUUGCUUUGUUUGACACUGGAGUUGAAGAAGGUUUUAUAAAGCCAGGCGCUCGUAAUAUCAUUGUUUCUGCCCCAUCUGCCAAAGAACUUAUGGAGAAGAUGGAGCUAUAUACUCCUUCACACAAGCACAUUGCUUCUCACCAAAGCUGGAAAACUGAAGAUUCUUGA